AGCCGCCGCGGUCCGCAUCUGCCGAUCCCCGGCUCGCAGGAGAGACCGCCCCGGAGGAGGGGCCGGCUCCGCCCCACCUCCUCGCUGCCUCCCUCCCCCUUCCCUUCUUUUCCUCGGGCCGCGCGCCCCCUCCUCCCUCCUCCUCCUCCUCCAUCCUUCCCCCACCCGGUUUGUGCGCCCCUCCCGCGGCGACUGGCUGCGAGGUUCCGCCGCCCCUGUCCCGAGAGGGAGGCGGGGGCCCACGCCGCGGCGGCCACCCGAGGCUGCGGAGGGAAUCGGGAUCCGAGGCCCCGAGGCGGCCCUGCGUUGGACCGGGCACCCAGAGGCCGCCUCUGCACCCCCAGCCGCGGGCCCUGGGGCCUCGUCUCGCCGCGGGGUGGAGCAGCCUCCUUGCCCACGGCCGCGGGCGCCCUGAGCCCUCCCGGCCCCACAGUGGGGCUCGCCCGCGGCCCCACAUGAGCGCGCCCGGCUGACCGGUGGGGCGGCCGCGGUGGAGCCCGGGUGCCGCGGGGGCGGCGAGGCCAUGGCCUCGCUGGACCUGCCCUACCGCUGCCCGCGCUGCGGGGAGCACAAGCGCUUCCGGAGCCUGUCGUCGCUGCGCGCUCACCUGGAGUACAGCCACACGUACGAGACGCUCUACAUCCUCUCCAAGACCAACAGCAUCUGCGACGGCGCCGCCGCGGCCGCCUCUGGCUUCCCACUGGCGCCGGAGCCCGCCGCCCUGCUGGCCGUGCCCGGCGCCCGGCGCGAGGUCUUCGAGAGCACGUCCUUCCAGGGCAAGGAGCAGGUGGCCGGGCCGUCGGCCGCAGCGCCGCACCUGCUGCACCACCACCACCACCACGCGCCCCUCGCCCACUUCCCCGGCGACCUGGUGCCCGCCAGCCUGCCCUGCGAGGAGCUGGCCGAGCCGGGCCUCAUGCCCGCCGCCGCGCGCUACGCGCUGCGCGAGAUCGAGAUCCCGCUGGGGGAGCUGUUCGCGCGCAAGUCCGUGGCGUCCUCGGCGUGCUCGACGCCGCCGCCCGGGCCCGGCCCCGGCCCUUGCUCCGGGCCCGCCUCCGCCUCGCCGGCGUCCCCGUCGCCCGCCGAUGUGGCGUAUGAGGAGGGCCUGGCGCGCCUCAAGAUCCGCGCGCUGGAGAAGCUGGAGGUGGACCGGCGGCUGGAGCGGCUGAGCGAGGAGGUGGAGCAGAAGAUCGCUGGCCAGGUAGGCCGGCUCCAGGCCGAGCUGGAGCGCAAGGCCGCCGAGCUGGAGACGGCGCGGCAGGAGAGCGCGCGGCUGGGACGCGAGAAAGAGGUGCUGGAGGAGCGCGCUUCCGAGCUCUCGCGCCAGGUGGACGUGAGCGUGGAGCUGCUGGCCUCGCUCAAGCAGGACCUGGUGCACAAAGAGCAGGAGCUCAGCCGCAAGCAGCAGGAGGUGGUGCAGAUUGACCAGUUCCUGAAGGAGACGGCGGCGCGGGAGGCCAGUGCCAAGCUGCGGCUGCAGCAGUUCAUCGAGGAGCUCCUGGAGCGGGCAGACCGCGCCGAGCGCCAGCUGCAGGUCAUCAGCAGCAGCUGCGGCAGCACACCCAGCGCGAGCCUGGGGCGCGGGGGUGGGGGCGCUGGGCCCAGCACCCGGGGCCCAGGCCGGCUGCGAGAGCACCACGCGGGCCCAGCCAUGCCUAGCACAUUUGCGGUGUCACGGCAUGGCUCCUCUCCCAGCACAGGGGCCUCCAGCCGCGUGCCUGCCGCAUCCCAGAGCUCUGGCUGCUAUGACAGUGACAGUCUGGAGCUGCCCCGGCCAGAAGAGGGGCCAUCUGAGGACAGUGGCCCUGGGGGCUUGGGCAUACAGGCCCAGGGUGCCAGCGGCAGAUCGGAGCGGUCCCAGCCCCCUCGCAGCUCAGGCCUGCGGCGCCAGGCCAUCCAGAACUGGCAGCGCCGACCCCGCCGGCACAGCACUGAGGGGGAGGAGGGGGACGUCUCUGAUGUGGGCUCCCGAACCACCGAGUCGGAGGCUGAGGGCCCCUCAGAUGCCCUUCGCCCUGGGCCUGCCACCGCGGGGCCCUUGAGCAGCUGCCGGCUCUCGGCCCGCCCCGAGGGAGGCGGUGGACGGGGUCGACGAGCUGAGAGGGGCAGCCCCUCGCGCUCCAACGAGGUCAUCAGCCCCGAGGUCCUGAAGAUGCGCGCCGCCCUGUUCUGCAUCUUCACCUACCUGGACACGCGCACGCUGCUGCACGCCGCCGAGGUCUGCCGCGACUGGCGCUUCGUGGCCCGCCACCCCGCCGUCUGGACGCGGGUGCUGCUGGAGAAUGCCCGCGUCUGCUCCAAGUUCCUGGCCAUGCUGGCUCAGUGGUGCACCCAGGCCCACUCGCUGACCCUGCAGAACCUGAAGCCCCGGCAGCGGGGCAAGAAGGAGAGCAAGGAGGAGUAUGCCAGGAGCACCCGGGGUUGCCUAGAAGCGGGACUGGAGUCCCUGCUGAAGGCGGCCGGGGGGAACCUGCUGAUUCUGCGCAUCUCCCACUGUCCCAACGUCCUCACUGACCGCUCGCUCUGGCUGGCCAGCUGCUACUGCCGCGCCCUGCAGGCCGUCACCUACAGGAGUGCCACAGACCCCGUGGGCCACGAGGUCAUUUGGGCCCUGGGCGCAGGCUGCAGAGAGAUUGUCUCCCUCCAGGUGGCGCCACUCCACCCCUGCCAGCAGCCCACGCGCUUCAGUAACCGCUGCCUGCAGAUGAUCGGUCGCUGUUGGCCCCAUCUCCGGGCCCUGGGGGUGGGGGGUGCCGGCUGUGGGGUGCAGGGCCUGGCAUCCCUCGCGAGAAACUGCAUGCGGCUGCAGGUCCUCGAGCUGGACCACGUGUCGGAGAUCACCCAGGAGGUGGCGGCCGAGGUCUGCCGGGAGGGCCUGAAGGGGCUGGAGAUGCUGGUGCUGACAGCCACCCCUGUCACCCCCAAGGCCCUGCUGCACUUCAACAGCAUUUGCCGGAACCUCAAAUCCAUUGUGGUCCAGAUUGGGAUUGCUGAUUAUUUCAAAGAGCCCAGCAGCCCCGAGGCCCAGAAGCUGUUUGAAGACAUGGUGACGAAACUCCAGGCCCUGCGGCGGAGGCCCGGCUUCUCCAAGAUCCUGCACAUCAAAGUGGAAGGCGGCUGCUAACCCGGGUUGGGGGGCAGCAGGGCCCCCACCAGCCCCAUGCCAGGGUGCUCUCCUUGGACCUCUGGAGGAACCCUGCUUUGGACUGGACCUUCAGAGGCCUGGUAUUAUCUCCAGCUUCCAGGGAGGGGCUUGUCAGUUUCCCCUCCUCCUCCAGGGACAGCAGAGCAACAGGCCUGAGCCCUGGCACUGCCUCUCCAGGGCAGGGGCUCCCACAGAAGCUGUCCACUGACCCUCACCCCACCCCCAGCUGGAGCAGCCUUCUGGGCACAGGCACGAGGAGCUGAGGCAGCACCAGCACCCAGCGUCAUUGCCCGGGGGACCUGCAAUAACAGCCCAGGGGCUCCUCAUCCACUGGGGCAGCUACUACCCUGGCCUGAGGCCAGCCUCCCUGUCAGGGCCUCUGCCAGGCCUCGGGCUGGGGUGGAGGGCACUCCACAAGGCAGCUGAGACUUGGGCUCUUCUCCUCUGCCUUGCCCCUGGCCCUCCAUGGGGCACCCGCCUGGGCUCUGGUUCAAAUUCUCCAGGGAUAGCACAGGCAGGCCUUUGGGCCUGGGCGUGUGGUCGGCUGGAAGCUGGGGAGUGGGGUUACCGAGGGCAGCAAACACGGGUGAGGUGUGUUUGGAAGGGCAAACAUUGACCCAGAACUUCUCUGGGAUAUUGAGACCACUCCUCCCACAGUGGAAGAUUGUCAGGUGGAGAAAACUUGAGUAUUUAUUUCUGUAAGGGAAGACACGAUCCCUCCUGUCAACCACCACCUACCCCACUGUACACCAGAGCUAAAUUCAGAGCUGAACGGUGCAUGUUUCUGUACCUGGCAUCCAUUUCCAAGACUCUAGAAGGUCAAGGUCCCAGCCCUGGAAGACCAUGUUGGCAGGGAGAAGAUCCUGUCCUCAAGGAGUUUCCUUCUAAUCCAGGUGCUUGGGCAGGAAGCUGGUGGCUUUUGGGUCCCCAAGGUUGUCUGGGAGUAGUCACUGGGCUGCCCUCUGUGCCUGGAGCCUGGAGGAGGCCUGGAGAAGGGUGGUUUGGUUUGUUUCUUUGUCUAGCCAGCUUGGUUGAAGAUGUGACCUUGACAGGGAACCAGACCCAAGAGGCCAUGAAAGAGGUGGCUCAUCCUCAACACCACCAACCACCCACCCCACACUGGCCCCCUGGGCUGAGGGCUGCUUUGAGGGGUCUUGGGGUUGUGCUGGGGCCUGAGCCACAGAACACAAAUGAGUUUUCACUGAUCCUUGCAGUUCCCAAAAGAUCAGGUCCCUGCACUAAGCUCCAGACUCAGGUGUCCCCAGUUCUCCUUUCAGAACUACCCCAAUGGCUCAGAGGCCAU
Molecule: messenger RNA, 4448 nt
Organism: Choloepus didactylus (southern two-toed sloth)
Lineage: Eukaryota; Metazoa; Chordata; Mammalia; Pilosa; Megalonychidae
Gene: FBXO41
Product: F-box protein 41
Exons: 13
Coding region: 524-3124 (866 amino acids)
Molecular function (GO): protein binding
Source: RefSeq, a predicted model, not a curated record